CACUGCUACAACAGCUGAUCUGAUCCCUGAAAAUUAAUAAAUAAAUUCUCGUCAAUGUUUUGAAGCUUUUAUUGUGAGAUCGUGGCAUAAACAAACAAUAAUGCUGUCGGUUCAAUAGAGCAGCACUUAUAUCAUCUUUCCGAACGCUUUGGAAAACAAUAAUACAUCAUAUUUUGCACAAGGAUUCGAGGGCAUCAAUUCCAGCUCCAACCGUGCCACAUACAUACAUAUGUAGAACUGCACGGUCCCAGCCAGCGCCGCCUAGCACAUCAUUUGACGUCCUAAGUUUGCUUUUACCACAAGCCCCGAUCCACGAUAAAGUCAUCGCCCCUAUCUGCAAUUAAUUCAAACCUUUGCGAAAAUAGUAAGCAUUUGUGUGCGACCCGUUGGCUUUCUAUUCUAUUAUUUCGGUGGUAGUGUGGCCAAUUGAAUAUUGAAUAUCAGCAUGAUAGAAGAUGAUCCGAUAUCCCUAAGCUACCAUUUGGCGAAAGAUAUGUAUGGGAUGGCAUUAUCGCAAGUGAUCUAUGUACUUGAUGUGUGGCAGCAUGCGAAGAGAAAAUCAGCCAAUAUGAAAGUUCCGACGCGCGACUCAAAAUAUUCAUUCAAUUUGAAAAUAUUCAAAUUGCAUAACGAUAAGAAAUCCACAAGCGCCUCGCUGGCACCCACCGCCUCACCUCCACCUAGUAGUACCUCACCUGUGAUCUCAACAAAACGAAACUCUUGGCGCACUGCAUGGCGUGAGGCUAUGGGAAGCGGCUCCAAGGACUCCUCCAGUUCGAAGAAUGAGCCGUCGACGAAGGAGAUGGAUGCGAGCUCUCCUCCAUUUUUUGAACAACAACAACAACAUCAAAACAAGCGUCAAAGUUCCUCCGAUUACAUGUUGUCUACUGCCCCCAGCCAUAGCCCCAGCCCAAGCCCUGCCGCUUCGCCUGUAGAUGAGCUGAUGUCAAUGCCAUGGUUUGGCAUGGACAUUGGCGGCACCCUCACAAAAUUGGUGUACUUCGAACCCAAGGAUAUAACGCCAGACGAACAGGAUCGCGAGGCGGGCAUUUUACGGAAUAUACGACGUUAUCUAACCAAAAACUCUGCAUAUGGCAAAACCGGACACCGCGAUACGCACUUACAGAUGGACAAUGUGGAGAUACGUAAAAGACGAGGGUCCCUGCAUUUCAUUAGGUUUCAGACCACAGAUAUGGGAAACUUUCUGUCCCUGGCCAAGCAAAAAGGCAUGGCCGAACUGGUGACCACUGUGUGCGCCACGGGGGGAGGAGCGUUCAAAUUCGAGAAGGAUUUUCGCGAUCAGGUCAACAUGAAGCUAGCCAAAUUCGACGAGCUCGAUACGCUAAUCAAGGGUAUACUCUUUGCCGAUCUCCACAAUCGCACCGAAUGCUACUACUAUGAAAACGCACGAGACAUCAUUUUCGAUGAUUCUCUUUCUUGCAGCAAAAGCGAGAAGCGUGCAUUCAAUUUUUCGCAACCAUUUCCAUUCAUAUUGGUGAAUGUUGGCUCCGGUGUGUCCAUUCUGGCUGUCUACGGACCCGACAACUACAAGCGUAUCUCAGGCACAAGCUUGGGCGGCGGUACAUUCCUCGGACUAUGCUGUUUGCUGACCGGCUGCACAACCUUUGAGGAAGCUAUACAGCUAGCUACCAAGGGCGACAACAGGAAGGUGGACAAGUUGGUAAAGGACAUUUAUGGCGGCGAUUAUAAUCGCUUUGGUCUGCCCGGAGAUUUGGUGGCAUCCAGCUUUGGCCAAAUGCACAUCGAUGACAAGCGGGUUUCAGUGUCCCGCGAAGACCUGGCCAAUGCCACACUAGUCACUAUAACCAACAAUAUUGGCUCCAUAGCACGGAUGUGUGCACUGAAUGAGAAGAUUGACAGGGUGGUCUUUGUGGGAAACUUUCUACGUGUAAACCCCAUAUCCAUGAAGCUGCUGGCGUACGCUAUGGAGUUCUGGUCGAAUGGCACAAUGAAGGGACUCUUCCUGGAGCAUGAGGGAUAUUUUGGUGCCCUGGGAUGUCUACUGCAAUUUAAUGGCGAGCUAGCAGCCGCUCUAAAUGAAGGUCUUGACCAUCCGCAGUGCGCUGAGCACUUAGUCACGGAUGAGAGUGUGUGUGCGGCAGAACCGCCGAUCCCUUCCACAGCUGAUAAGCCUUCAGAGAAAUCACCGCCGCUCUCGCCAGCAAGCAAACACUCUACUAGGUAGUCGCUGUAGCACCAUGUUCCUCCGUGUACAGUAGACCUAAGAUUACUUGGGCAAUGGAAAUAUGAAAAAUGGAUCGAUCCCUUGCAGACUAUUAUCUCGGUAUUCAACAUAAUUUUUUUUCGGCUUAAGUUUAUACACGUUUUUAUACAUCGCAAGGUUGCCGCCAGUUGUAAAUGCAUGAAAUUACAGAAUAGAUAAAAGUGCCUGCUAAAAAAAUCACGACGAAUUUUGGCCCCCAAUCUGAGCCGAACUUCCGCUUUCCUUUCCUUUCCUUUCCUUUCCUUACCGAUUUGACGAACAUAUGCACGUGUCUGUGCACUUUCAUAAGUGAAUUUUACUAGCAUAACGUUGUAAGAUACGAGUAUACAUAUGUUACAACGAUUUCUGGUAGUUUUAGUUUAAUUUUCUACAGUGAUAGAUUAUAGCUCACGGAAACGUAUUACAAAUACAAGUAGACCAGGAAAUUGCAAUUUGAAAGUCAAAGUAAAGUCUCGCGCGCAACGUACAGUCCAUGUACAUCACGUAUUACAUACAUGCAUCAAGGUGCAUAUGUCUAUAUGUAGCUUUACGAUACGAUACGAUAUUCAUGCAUACUUAUAAGUUUCUAUCAUAACGUUUGUGUAAAUGAUUUUUAAGUGGAUGUUUUAAAGUUUCUAAUUUAGCAAAUAAGUUUUGUGGUUCCAAUUUGUCGGCAGGUCAAUAAAAUUUGUUUUAAAAAAA
Drosophila miranda is the source of this 2926-nucleotide messenger RNA. It is a transcript of the gene fbl, whose product is annotated as pantothenate kinase 3. Gene Ontology annotation, cellular component: cytosol; nucleus. Lineage: Eukaryota; Metazoa; Arthropoda; Insecta; Diptera; Drosophilidae. Gene Ontology annotation, biological process: coenzyme A biosynthetic process. Gene Ontology annotation, molecular function: pantothenate kinase activity; ATP binding. The record is from RefSeq and is a predicted model, not a curated record. Bases 446 to 2206 code for a protein of 586 amino acids. The transcript has 9 exons.